Messenger RNA from Rotaria sp. Silwood1, 1762 nucleotides. The record is from the annotation of a GenBank genome assembly. NCBI's taxonomy places the organism in Eukaryota, Metazoa, Rotifera, Eurotatoria, Philodinida, Philodinidae.
ACAUAGUAUAUAUUAAAUUAAACUAAAUCGUUCAUGCAUCAAUAGAGAAUACAAUACUCGACCAAUUGUGAGUAUAUAUAUCAAUCGAAUGAUCAUGCUAUAUUUGUUGUUCAAUGUAAUCGAUCGUUAUCUAAUGAUCAUUCAACAUUAAAUGCUGUUCAAGAAAAUUAUGUUUAAAUACAAUGUUACAAUAACAUUAAAUGGACGAUUGAAUCAUAGUUCACGAUUUAUUAGAUCUAUUUUACUCAUGAUUAUGAUGAUUUUAGGAUUGAUUUUCGUUUAACAGAUGACUUGUACGUCAACUAAAAUAAUAUUUUAUUACACAAGCUUGAUAAAAAACUAUUUUAUCUGUAAACAUGAUUUUGUCAUUCUUGUCAUCAUAUUUUUCUUUAUAAUAUAAAGAUUUAUUGAUGAUGGAAAAUGUUUAAUGUUGAAAUUAAAACAAAAGACAAGUUUUUACCUGAUCUUUAUAGAUCAUAAAACUUCACGUUGUCUUCCAUUAUUAAGAUUAAGCUAUUAAAAUAAGUAAAACGAACUUUAAAACGUGUCAAUAUCUUAUUUAUCUGAAGAGAGAAUCGAAAAAUAAUAUCAUUUGAAGGUUCAUACGUAUAGGCUGCUUUGAAUUGUUCAUCUCAUACAAUAAGAAUGUUCAACAUUAUAUUUGGAUGGUGAAUAUCAUUUAUGUGAAAAUUCAGUAUCGAAAAUUGUUAAACAGUUUAUGUUUAAAUAGUAUGUUAUAGAAACAACAAUAGAUGAACGAUUUAUGGAUACUGGUAAUAUUGUAAAUUAUGGAAUAAAACUUUUCCUAAAUAAAGAAAAAUAAACAAUAGCUCGUACAAAUCUCUAUAUGAUGAUCAUUGUAAAAUAUUCAAUCAGAGCAUUCUGAAAUGUCCUUUAUAAUUGUAAAAUAGAGUUCAUUUUAUUCAUGACUGUAAAGCAUUUCGGUUUAAUAAAAUCAUUUUAUAGUGUUUACACAGUUAUUUUCUAAUUCCUCUUCUAAUUGAGAGGACAGAUUGAACUAGCAAUAUGCAGAGCUGGUUAAAAAAAUUGAAUAAAUUACUGAUCUAAAGUUCAUGGAGUAAUAUUUAUACAUACACAAUUAGUAAACUAAAAGUAAAAUAAAUAAAUAAAAAAAGAACUUGUUGUUCUUAUCAUUUUUAUGACGUUACUGUUUUAUAUAUCAAGAUUUCGUUCUUGCACAACGUAUAUGCAACAUUUUAUCUAAUCUUGUCUAUAUAAAUAAUCUAUCUUAGAACAAUGAAAAAUGCACAACAUGUUGUUUUUUAUUUUUAUUUUUCUCAUACAUAUAUUAUGCAGCCAAACAGCCAUUCUUCAAUGUGAUUUUGAAACAAUUUGUAAUGAUUUUGACGUUGAUAGUAAUUGGGGUUUAACGGAUGGUCUUCAUCCUCAUUCUAUCAAUCACGAUCAUACAUUGAAUAACAGUUCCGGUCAUUAUUUAUUCUAUAAUCCGAUAAUUCCACCACCACCUUAUACUCUAAAUGCUGAAAUAAAAACAAAACAAUGGUUACAAUUAUCAAUAGAUCGAGCUGUAUGUUUUCGAAUGUGGUAUUAUACUCCUCGUCUCAGUCUUCCAUUUACUAUUCAAUUAGUACAGGGUGAUGAUGAACAACUUACAAGAAUUAUAGCUUCUAUUCAUGGUAAAGAUCCAUCAAUUAAUGAUUGGACAUUGAUUAAUUUCACAUUGCCAGCUGAGAAAAUCAAAUUAUUUAUUCGAUUAAAUACUUCAGCUGUACCUCUGUAA